Molecule: messenger RNA, 3186 nt
Organism: Monopterus albus (swamp eel)
Lineage: Eukaryota; Metazoa; Chordata; Actinopteri; Synbranchiformes; Synbranchidae
Gene: appl2
Product: adaptor protein, phosphotyrosine interaction, PH domain and leucine zipper containing 2
Exons: 22
Coding region: 31-2031 (666 amino acids)
Biological process (GO): signaling
Cellular component (GO): endosome membrane; cytoplasm
Molecular function (GO): protein binding
Source: RefSeq, a predicted model, not a curated record
AUUAAGAAGUGAAUUAAGUCGGCUAGCAAGAUGCCGGCCGUACAUCACAAAUUGCUCCUGGAGGAAGCUUUGCAGGACAGUGCUCAGACUCGCUCCCUGCUCAGUGUGUUUGAGGAAGAUGCUGGGGUGCUUACAGACUACACCAACCAGCUGCUACAAUCAAUGCAGCGGGUGUUUGGAGCUCAGAGUGAGAUGGGACUGGCCACAGAGCAGCUCUCACAGCAACUCCUGGAAUAUGAGAAGAAAAACUUUGCCCUUGGCAAAGGUGAUGAAGAGGUAAUUACCACACUGCAGGCCUUUGCCAAAACUGUAGGGGAGCUGAACUCGCUCCACUCUGAGCUAGCCAACCAGAUGGCUGACAGCAUGGUCUUCCCCUUGAUCCAGUUCCGAGAGAAGGACCUCACAGAGAUAAGCACACUGAAGGAAAUAUAUGGCAUCGCCACUGAUGAGCAUGAGGCAGCUAUGGUCAAGUACAGCCGAUUGCCCAAGAAGAAGGAGAAUGAGAAGCUGAAGGCAGACUUGGUGAAAGAAGUGGCCUACACCAGGAGGAAACAGCACCAGGCCUCGCUGCAGUAUUACUGUGCCCUCAAUGCCCUGCAGUAUCGCAAGAGAGUAGCUAUGCUUGAACCUAUGCUAGGCUACACACAAGCACAGAUCAACUUCUUCAAGAAAGGCAUUGACCUGGUGUCAAAGAAAAUGGACAGCUUCCUCGCCUCUGUGUCCAAAAUGACACAAAGCAUCCAGGCCCAGCUGGACACGGAGGCGGAGGACAUGCGUGCGUCCCAGAGGGAGCUUCUGUCUGUGGAGGACACUGUCUACACACCAGAUAUGGACAGUGAGCCUGUCAAUCGCACACUUAUCCAGAAGGCUGGCUACCUCAACAUUAGGAAUAAAACAGGCCUGGUGACCACAGCCUGGGACCGACUCUUCUUCUUCACGCAGGGGGGGAACCUCAUGUGCCAGCCUCGUGGGGCGGUGGCGGGAGGCAUGGUGCUGGACCUGGACAACAGCUCCGUCAUGGCUGUGGAGUGUGAGGACAGACGCUACUGUUUUCAGAUAACCUCCCCCUCAGGCAAAACAUCACUGAUUCUACAAGCUGAGAGCAAAAAAGAAUAUGAAGAAUGGAUUUGCACUGUGAACAACAUCUCCAGACAGAUCUACCUGACUGACAACCCAGAGGCUGUGGCCAUCCGACUGAACCAAACUGCCAUCCAGGCAGUCACCCCCAUCACCAGCUUCGAGAAGAGACAAGAAGGCUUGCCCAACCCUGACAGAGCAAAGCCAGGAGCCAUUCAUGUUGACAGCAGCAGUUCCCAGAAGACGGGGUCUGCCCUGGAACCAGAGGACCUGAUAGCCCCUGGGACGCCCAUUCAGUUUGACAUCAUGCUGCCAGCCUCCGAGUUCCAGGACCAGAACAGAGCCGGAGGGAGACGUACAAAUCCAUUUGGAGACACGGACGAUGAGUGUUCUACAGAAAGUGAUGACUCCCUCCUGCAGCAAGUAUUUGCCGUACGCUUUCAGGGCUCCAUGGCAGUACGCUGUGGCGACAAUCAGGAGGUGAUAUAUGAAGCCAUGAGGCAGGUGCUGGCUGCCCGAGCCAUCCACAACAUCUUCAGGACCACAGAGUCCCACCUAAUGGUCACCAGCAGCAGCUUAAGGUUAAUUGACCCUCAGACCCAAGUUACAAGAAUAAGUUUCCACAUUGGAGAGUUGUGUCAGUUUGCAGCCCACCAAGAGAAUGGGAGGCUGAUGGGAUUUGUGGUUGAAGGCAGAGACUGGAGUGACGGAAACGAGGAGGGACAGCCCUCCUUUAGUGCCUUCAUCUUUGAGAGCAACACAGAGGGCGAAAAGAUAUGCUACACCAUCAGCUUGGCAAAGGAAAUAACAGAAGCCAAGAAGGACCCAGAGGCCCUGGCCCAGCUGAUGAAGAACAUGCCUCUAACCAAUGACGGCAAGUUCCUGCUGCUGGAGCCUGAGACGGGCAACACGACCAGUGGAGCAGGACAAGAGGACCUGGAGUCUGAAGCCUAGUCCCACUCAGGACCAAAAGACAACAGGGCCAAGACCACAGCCACAGACCCACUUUUACCCAGGAGAGAGGGCUUCUUCCAUAUGAAGGUAUCUUCAUCACCACCUGACUCUGGUACUGUGACACCCACAUUAGAGAGUGUAGUUCACUUCCACUGACCUGUAUUACUAGAUUUCCAGUUUUUUGUAGUGAUUAAAGCAGAAGUCUUUGGCAGGGCGAGUUACCUGGACAUAAAAGCACAUCUCCGGGAUGUUAGAUUAGAUUUACUUUUCCGUGGUUAACCUGUACCAUAGGUCUUAUCAUUUGGGGCGUUGUCUCUUUUAUACACUGCUGUGGGUGGUACUUUCAUCAAAAGGGACAGUAUACAAGUACUGACUGUGUUACAAUGUAAUAUUCCAAGUCAUCUAACACAAGGUGAUGAAUCAUUUGCUUCAGUUUAGGUUUACAUUUAGUUUAGGUUUACUUAGUUUGAAGUGUGUUUGCAGAGUUUACUCCUUUAGUUUACAAGGUAAGGCUCUCGUGCAACUACAUUGGCAUUUAUGUUGUCAUAUAUAAAACGUUAUUGCACUUCCAAGGUUUAUCUGUUUAAUAAUAACACUUAAUGGCUACAAAUUGCACUACCUGAGAAAUUCGAAGGAUGUGAGGCUUUUAAGACAACAGACCUAAAAAGAUUCAAAUCAUCUUUUAUUUGCAGAGCGGCAACUGUUGCAUUACUCAUUAUUACGGUUACUCUGUGCGAGCGUACGUGCCUCGAAGCAGGGACAGACAUAAGUGAUUAAACUGCACUCUUGUCACUUUGAGGUUAUAUGGGCUUUGCAUCCUGAUUAUCUUAAGACUUCCACUAACUGAAUGAAUGUCAUGUUUGACAAAAUUCUCCACUAACUGUACAAAGUCUUAAGAUGAUCUGUAAGCCAGCCAGGUACUCUACUCUUUGAGCAGCCCAAAUAUUCUUCAGUAAAAUCUAAAGUUCUUUGCGCUCUAUUUGUGGAAAGUCUAUGUAAAUAUGAUCUGUCUCAAAGUGUGAUAUUUAAUCAGUCAGCUGCAUUAAAAGCUUUCAGAUUCAAUAUGCUAGGACUGACGUGGUGCAUGAUUAAUUUAUGGCGCUCUCUCGUUCCCUUUGCAGAAGAUUAAACCUCUAUACUGAACUGUAAUGCUAA